Molecule: messenger RNA, 778 nt
Organism: Myotis brandtii (Brandt's bat)
Lineage: Eukaryota; Metazoa; Chordata; Mammalia; Chiroptera; Vespertilionidae
Gene: GTSF1
Product: gametocyte specific factor 1
Exons: 9
Coding region: 59-562 (167 amino acids)
Source: RefSeq, a predicted model, not a curated record
GACUGUGUGGAGAGCGCGUCUUGACUCAGCACUUGGAUUCGGCUCCUUCAUUUCCAACAUGGAAGAAACUUACAUCGAUUCCCUGGACCCUGAAAAGCUAUUACAAUGUCCCUAUGAUAAAAACCACCAGAUCAGAGCCUGCAGGUUUCCUUAUCAUCUUAUCAAGUGCAGAAAGAAUCAUCCUGAUGUCGCAAACAAAUUGGCUACUUGUCCCUUCAAUGCUCGCCAUCAGGUUCCUCGGACCGAAAUCAGUCAUCAUAUUUCAAGCUGUGAUGACAAAAGUUGUAUAGAGCAAGACAUUGUCAACCAAACCAGGAACCUUGGACAAGAGACUCUGGUUGAGAGCACAUGGCAGUGCCCUCCUUGUGAUGAAGACUGGGAUAAAGAUUUGUGGGAACAAACCAGCACCCCAUUUGUCUGGAGCACAGCCAACUACUGUGGCAAGAACAGCCCUGCAAGCAACAUAGUUAUGGAACAUAAGAGUAACCUGGCUUCAGGCAUGCGCGUUCCCAAGUCUCUGCCGUAUGUUCUGCCAUGGAAAAACAAUGGAAAUGCACAGUAACUGAAUAUCUCAUCAAAUGACUGAACCUAGAAGACUCUUGCUUCUUCCUGCUAUCAGUGGGUUCUUCAUUUUUCUCCUAAUCUAAUUAUAGAAAGAUAAACUGUCUGUGACUUUCAAACUGACAGAUGCCUUUUUUUCUCUCCCCCCUUUUGAGUCCUCAUUUGAUGCAAGAAAGACUCCGCAUAGUUUUAAAACUAUUUCAAAUAAACCAUUGAU